UACUGUUAUGGCGGCGGCUUCGAAAGCCGCUCUGGGCGCAGAUUCUUAGGCGACACUCUCUCUGCUUCUUCCGCUGCGGUCGUAAAGACGCUCCUCUCUGACGCUGCUCUGGGGAUAAGGUCGGGCACAGUCUCCCACUUUACAUCGAGUUGGAGGUGAACCCCUUGAGUCUGCUACGGCCGGGCCAUUCCACCUGCCUGGGCCCACGGACUGUCGUCAUGACGUGUGGUUUUCAGAAGUUGUUUUCUGUGGAAGAGGACUUUGAAGAUGAGGAUUUCUUAUCUGCUUUGGAGAAUGCAGAGAACCACGUUGUUAGUGCACUGCCCGGGGAUGCCCGGUGCCUGCAGCCUGUGUCUUCCAGACCACAGGAGACUCCACAGGCACAAUCCUCAAGGCCGGUGCCAUCAUUCCUCGCCUCCAACCAGUCAGUCCCAAGACUGUGUCUCCCUACGUCCAGCAUGCCAGGGACCGUACGGGAUCCACCCUGCACAGGAGCGAUCUCCCUGAGGCCGGUCUCGGUUUCUAGCAGCAGCUCAGGCAGUCAGCAGAGAAUGACAGGAGCGGAAGUGUCCCAGGAGUCACCAGGACCCCAGUCCUCAGCUGCACACUCUGGGUUUAUCUUUGAGAGCUAUCAACGGGGCAUGGGUGACUUGGAAGCACCUGAUCAAGAUGAGUUUGACGAGGCCCUGGCAAGCAUGGAGCUCGAGGGAGCUGGCUUGGGGCUUGAAGUUAACAGUGGAGCUGCCCAGAUCCUGCCUGCCAAGCACUGUGAGGAUCCAAUAUUGGCGAAAAAGGCCCGAGUGGCUGAUCCGAGUGGAUCUUUCCAGAAGGGGCCCACCAUCCACUGUAGAAAUCCAUGGCCUUCCUUAAGACCUCCUACAGCCACAGGCAGCCUUCCUGUCCCAGAUGCAGCAGGCAUUUCCAUUUCCCAUCGAAGGGGCUCCCCUGUUCCUGCACCUCAGUAUCUGCCAACAGCUGGAAGGACCAUUCUAAACAGCCCUCAGAGUUAUGUGCCCAGUCAGCCACUUCAGUCUCCCAGAGUCUGGUCAAGUGGCAAACCCCAGUUUUCUGGACCUCAGCGUCCGCACUGCAGCUCUGCAGCGGUUUGUCAGAGGCCCUUGCCACCCCGAGCCCCAAUGUCUUCUGUUGAAUCUCCUGUCAGCACCCCCAGAAGUUCUUCCACCCCAAUCACUCAGUCAGCUCUUCAGACACCUGUAGUCACCAACCACCUGGUACAGCUUGUCACUGCUACCAACCGGACACCCCAGCAGCCCUCCCGCCCCUCCACUCGAGCUAAAACCCGCCGCUUCCCUGGCCCUGCAGGACUUCUGCCUCACCAACACAGCGGGGAGAAUCUGGAGGAGAUCAUGGUUGCCACACCCCAGACUCCGACUCACGGUGCUCUGGCUAAAUUCCAGACUGAGGUUGGUACCAGUUCCCAGGGAUCGGUGGAAGAAGAUUUUGGGCGAGGGCCCUGGCUCACCAUGAAAUCUGCUCUGGGCCUGAACGAGCAAGACCCCACCUGCUUUCUCUACACCUACAGUAUUGUCAUGGUGCUGCGCAAGGCAGCUCUCAAGCAGCUCCCCAGGAACAAGGUCCCCAACAUGGCGGUGAUGAUCAAGUCCCUGACGCGGAGCACAAUGGAUGCCAGUGUGGUUUUUAAGGACCCCACGGGAGAGAUGCUCGGAACAGUGCACAGAGUGCUUCUGGAGACACACCAGAAUGAGCUGAAGCCUGGCUCAGUGCUGCUGCUGAAGCAGAUUGGAGUUUUUUCUCCUUCCCUUAGAAACCACUACCUGAACGUGACACCCAACAACCUGGUCCACAUUUACAGUCUAGAUUCUGGUGAUGGGGAUUUCCUCCAGCCACCUCAGCCCUUGCCCAAGGAUCUGGGACACUCCCAUGGAAGCCUCCAGCCUGCUGUGGCUGCAGAGUCCACACAGGGCCUCAGAACAGCACAGAACCCAACGGUGCGUCCUGAAGAAGAGCUCCCAGAGGCAGAUGACCUGGAUGGACUCCUGAGUGAGCUCCCCGAGGACUUCUUCUGUGAGCCCAGCAGCUGGGGCUGUCUCAAGACAGGCCAUCCACCAUGAGCUGGCAGCCUCUCUGCGCCCCCAGACAAGCUCUAGGUGCAUCUGGUCAUGUCCAAGGGAGAGAAAGCCAGUGCAUCUGGAGAUGACUCAAGCCCAUGGUCUGAUGCCUCCCCAUGGACACCUUGGAUGCCCGAUGAUGGGCCAGAGAGUGGGCUGCGUGCCUUGACGAACGAUUUCCUUUGGCAUGGGCAUCCUGGAAAUCUGAGCAAGGCUUGCUCCCAAAAUCUUGUGUCUUCUGGCACACCAUCCUCCGGCCAAUAAGAAAAGGAGGAUCCAGAGGCUGGGCCUGAUUUCCUUGUCCCUUUAUUCCUCAAUCUCCUGCCAGUGGAGGAGCCCAAAGGAACCACGAGCACAGCAGAGGUGACUUAAGGCCUGUGGCUAACUCAUCCACAAGGGUGACGGUGAGGUGCAGGCUACUGUACCUGGUUCUGAAAUAAAGCAUCCCUUCCUCA
Apodemus sylvaticus (European woodmouse) is the source of this 2545-nucleotide messenger RNA. It is a transcript of the gene Hrob, whose product is annotated as homologous recombination factor with OB-fold. Lineage: Eukaryota; Metazoa; Chordata; Mammalia; Rodentia; Muridae. The coding region runs from base 219 to 2093 and encodes 624 amino acids. The transcript is spliced from 10 exons. Gene Ontology annotation, biological process: recombinational repair. The record is from RefSeq and is a predicted model, not a curated record.